Molecule: messenger RNA, 1305 nt
Organism: Aspergillus terreus NIH2624
Lineage: Eukaryota; Fungi; Ascomycota; Eurotiomycetes; Eurotiales; Aspergillaceae
Product: L-threonylcarbamoyladenylate synthase
Exons: 1
Coding region: 1-1305 (434 amino acids)
Biological process (GO): regulation of translational fidelity
Cellular component (GO): cytoplasm
Molecular function (GO): tRNA binding; nucleotidyltransferase activity; double-stranded RNA binding
Source: RefSeq, a predicted model, not a curated record
AUGACGCCCAAGGAAUCCACACGGAUCUUAUCCGUCCGUCGGUUGAACAAAGAAGGACCCGGAAACAGGUCACUCGCAGAAUGGUGGGAGAGCGAACGCAAUAAUAAGACACCCGAGGCAGAGGCGAUCGCGGAGGCCGCCAGCCUUCUCCAGGACAGCGACAUCCCCGUCGCUUUUCCGACGGAGACCGUCUACGGGUUGGGCGCCGAUGCGACGCGAAGUAGUGCGGUGCAGGGAAUCUACAAGGCAAAGCAACGGCCCUCGGACAACCCGCUGAUCAUCCACGUUGACUCACUGAGCAUGCUCGAGCGGCUCCUCAACCCUGUGCAGAUGAGUCCGACCCGCGCUACCAAGACCGCAAGAAACUCUAUCCCUCCCAUCUACCACCCCCUCAUUGAACGGUUCUGGCCUGGCCCUCUCACCAUCCUCCUCCCCAACCCCUCCGGCUCCCUCCUCGCAGACGAGGUCACCUCGAACCUAACGACGUUUGGCGUGCGCAUGCCUGCGUCCCCGCUGGCCCGGUUACUGAUCCACGUCGCGGACCGGCCGCUGGCUGCGCCGUCCGCGAACGCGUCUACGAAGCCGUCGCCGACGACGGCAGAGCACGUGUACCACGACCUGCAGGGUCGGAUCGAACUGAUCCUGGACGGUGGUCCCUGCGGGGUGGGCGUAGAGAGUACUGUAGUGGACGGGCUGUCUGACCCCCCGGCGAUUCUACGACCCGGAGGCAUCGGUAUUGAAGAACUGCGGAGCUGUGCGGGGUGGGAGAAUGUGCAGGUCGGGUACCAUGAUGGAACCCUGGACGUGAAGGAGGUGCCCCGCGCACCGGGGAUGAAAUACCGGCAUUACUCGCCCAAGGCCCGCGUGGUGCUCUUCGAACCUGGAUCGGACGAGAAGGCUGUUGCGAAGCAUGUGCACAAGGAUCUCGAGGACACGGCGAUUGGUGCGCACAUGAUCGGGGUGGUACGCACGAAGCAUUGGAAGCGCGGGCUGGGGCUGGUCUCGGAGGAGGAGAUCCAGAAGACCGUCAAGCCCAUUCCGUCGUUGGUGGACACCUUGGUGGGAUUCUCGAUGCCCGUGAAGGACCAGGCCAAUGGAUGUCCUGCUGUCAAAGAGGCGUUUGACUGUCACCUGGGAACGGACGUUGAGUCUAUCGCGCGGGGGCUGUUCGCGGCGCUACGGGCAAUGGAUGAGAUGGAGGUGGAUGUCAUCUAUGUCGAGGGCAUCUCCGACACCGAAGGGGAUCUGGCGGCGGCGGUGAUGAAUCGCUUGCGCAAGGCUGCGGGGGCAGAGCUUCGCGUAUAA